Molecule: messenger RNA, 3600 nt
Organism: Drosophila subpulchrella
Lineage: Eukaryota; Metazoa; Arthropoda; Insecta; Diptera; Drosophilidae
Gene: DUBAI
Product: ubiquitin carboxyl-terminal hydrolase 35
Exons: 4
Coding region: 119-2680 (853 amino acids)
Biological process (GO): ubiquitin-dependent protein catabolic process; protein deubiquitination
Cellular component (GO): cytosol; nucleus
Molecular function (GO): cysteine-type endopeptidase activity; cysteine-type deubiquitinase activity
Source: RefSeq, a predicted model, not a curated record
GUCCCCCGGCAGCUGGAAGCUCCAGUCGGCCCUGUGGUCCACCAGCCUUCGCGUCCCCCACAUCAACGCCCGCACUCGCACUCGCGCCCACUCCCACGCCCGGCGACUACUGCGCGAGAUGGCCGUCAAGCAGAACAACAGCGAGGCGGGCGACGCCUCGGAGAAUGCCGGAGGAGCGGGCGGUGGCAUGCCGCCCAACAUCAAGCCCCCCAUGUCCGCCAAUGGGAUGAAGAUACCCGACGAGAACGGAGCGCCCGAGGGCAUGGGCACGGGUUCGCCAGCCGGGGAGACCCUGAACUCCAACCGACCUGGCAAGCGGGACAUCAAGACCCUGCUGGCCCACCUCCAUAGCAUCGAUCUGCCGGAGCAGGGCCACAACGUGAUGGCCAUCUGCGAGAGGGCCAUCGUGGAUCUGGCCCGUCUAGAGAUCCCACGGGAGAGGGCCUCUUCUCCACAUCUAAAGGAGGACGUGUGCCAGGUGGGCGCUUUUCUGGCCACGCGCAACGAGAAGUAUCACCAGAUGUUCUACCUGCGCGUCGUCUACGAGCUGAUCACCAAGUCCCCAUUCGAUCCGCCGCCCUCUUGCGCCGUGGCCAUUGUGUUCCAGCUGUUCGACUCCAACCAGAUCCUCGAGGCGGUGCACUCGCUGCUGGAGCAAAAUGUGCAGGACUCGAGCAUCCGGAAGACGGUGAAUCUGCUUUGCGAUUGGAUCACCUACUGCACCUUCUGCAGCAACCUCAACCUCUGGGUGCUGGCGCUCCUCGAUGGGCUGCGGGACCAGGGCAAGCGGGUGCUGCUGGACGAGAUUGCGCUGGACAACAUCGAGAAGCUGUUCCAUGUGAUGUUCUUCCCAGCGCUGCGACCAAAGGCCGCCCCGGUGGUGUUCCGCAUGCUGUCGACGAUUAAUCAGAUGCCCGAGGUUUUCCACAAGAUCUUGCCUAGGAUCCCCGUAGUGCUACAGUAUAUGAAGAGUCAGUCUACCACCAUGGACGAGAUCGGCCUGGAGACACGCAACUGUCUGCAGCAGCUGGUGGACCUUACCAGCGCACUUAUGCUUCGUUUUUACGAUCAAGACGACCUCUAUGUCGCCGCCAAGAAGGCUCUCCAGCAGUACGAGCCCUCUCCGAACUGCGUGGCCUUGGCGCGAGCAAUGCACGAGAAUGCCCAGCCGUGGGGUCGACGGAAUGCGAGGGUCGGACUGGUGAACCUGGGAAAUACCUGCUACAUGAACAGUGUACUUCAGGCACUGGCCAUGACCAGCGACUUCAGCAGGCAGAUCUUGCUUAUCGAGUGCGAUUCACCGCUGCUCAUGAAGGUGCAGCAGCAGAUCGCCCUAAUGCACCACUCGCUGCGCUACGAACUAACGCCCUCACGAGUGCUAAAUGCAACCCGACCGCCAGGCUUUACACCCGGCCUUCAACAGGACAGCUCCGAGUUCCUAGGAUAUCUGCUCGACCUGCUGCACGAGCACGAGAUCAACAGCGCCUCAUCCGCUGGCCGCAAUGUGGCUGCUCCGAAGACCAGCGCGGCGAUCGAUGACGUGCCCGCCCCGCUGAGCGAGGAUAUAGUGACCAGCGGCGUGAUCCCGUACAACAGCAAGGAUCGAGUGCUUAGCAGCGGUAGCAGCAGUGGCAAUUGUAGUCACAAGCUGACUCCCACUCCUCCCGCGACACCCACCAAAGGCACAAACUGCUCGCAGCAACAAGGACAGCCGGCGACUCCCACGAAGCCGCCAUCCACCAUUGACAAGACGUUCGCCGGGAAGUUGUCCACCACCUACCGAUGUCUGAGCUGCGGCUGGGAGAGCCGGAACGAGGACAGCUUCCGGGAACUGCAGCUGUCUUUCCCCGAUGAUAAGGACGAUUGUGGAGCCACCAACUACUCGGUGCAGGACCUCAUCGAGUACUACUGCUCGCCAGAGAAGCUGGACGGUGACAAUCAAUACUUCUGUCCACAAUGCAAGAAGCUAUGCGAUGCGGAGCGCCAUAUCGGGGUCACCCAGGCGCCCAGGAACCUGAUUCUCACGCUCAAGCAAUUCAAGUACGAUCAGAAGUACCACUUCCGUACCAAAUUGAUGCAUAAGGUGUUUCACGAUGAGAGCGUCACCGUAAAGAUGUCUGCCUCGGACUCGCUGCAGGAGAUGUCUACGGUGCACUACGACCUGUAUGCCGGAGUUGUGCACGCCGGCUACAGCAUGGAUUCCGGUCACUACUUUACGUUUGCGGCCGAUCAAACGAAGAACUGGUACAAGUUCAAUGAUAACUUAGUUACCCACUCAAAGCCGGAGGAGAUGCACAACCUCACUUCGCCCAACACGCCCUACAUCCUGUUCUACAAGAUGUGCGGCCGCUCCAACGAGUCCAACGGAGCCUCGGCCAGCUGCAGUUCGAGUGUAGGAUCGGGAUCGAGCCACCAGGUGGUCUCGUUGCCGCUUUCGCCGCCACUAACGCUGGAGGAAUUGCCGCGCCAGCUGCGCGACUACGUUAGGAAGGACAACCAUGUUUACAACGAGGAGUUACGGAUGCAACGCUUUAAGCGCGGCAGUGGAGGUCACGGCAAUGGAUUCGUCAGCCGGCAUACCUUCGGUGGCGAUGGCGACGAGGACGAUCAGGCGCCGCCGCCGUCCGGAGGGUGCGGUGGUAACGGACUGGGCAUGAACAUCAACCGCUUCGUCUUCUGAGGAAGUGGGAGCGAAGGUAGCGAGCACUCCGGAGGCCACUAGAACGUAUAAUUGUCUACUUUAUAAAACACGCGCAUACUAAUCUAAAUGUUACAUAUAUUAUAUAGCCAGUGCAUAAUCAAUCGAGAUAUAUACGGCUACGUAUAUCGAGUGUGUGAGAAUAGCUGGCUGCUGCGCCUUUCGUUCGCUCGUUCACUAGCUCCUCCCGUUGUUGUCCACGUUUCCUAUCCUAUCAUGUUCCCCCUCCUCGAUCCUUUCCCCCAAAAAAUCAACAUACUCAUCCAAUCAUAAAAACGCAAACUAUCAAUGUAUUUCCAUUUACAAAACUGUUAUAAUUUUGUUGUUUUUGUUAACACAAACCUAGUUGUAGAACGAGCAUAUAUGCGUACGCAUACAUAUAUAAUUAUAACGAUUAAAAGCAUCAGAAUUAGCCAGAGAAGAGAGCGAUAUACUCGAAUCCGAAUCAGCCGAUCUAAGAAGACCACUAACUUCCAAAGCAGUAAAUCAGAAAUGAAAGCACCUUAGUUUUUAACACACAACUCGCAGUAAAAUCAUAUCUCGAGUUGCAAUCGAACUAGCAAGAAGCUACAAAAAACAGAUCGUCGCGACAAUGACUUGUAUAAAUAGUUGGCGAGAGCGAUAUCGAAAUCGGGCUAUAACCCUCGGAUCGUAACAUUAGUUUCCCUGUUAAUUUUGUGAAUUUUAAAAUAUUUGCCAAUGUGCGACACGAAUUUGUAAUUGAUAUAUAAAUGUAUCUCUUUGGAUCUGGUGAGCAGAGGUUGCGAUGAUUUUGAAUGUUAUUGCAAUUAAAUUGGAAUAAUUUCAAAGAAAUUUGUAUAUGGUGUAUGUCUAUUGAUAACCAAAAUCUAUACUAUGCUAUGCUAUAAGUGUAUCAAUAAAGAAAAGAACAAGCCCAAAAA